This is a messenger RNA of Amblyraja radiata (thorny skate), 1560 nucleotides long. It is a transcript of the gene dbx1a, whose product is annotated as developing brain homeobox 1a. The coding region runs from base 129 to 1127 and encodes 332 amino acids. The record is from RefSeq and is a predicted model, not a curated record. Lineage: Eukaryota; Metazoa; Chordata; Chondrichthyes; Rajiformes; Rajidae. The transcript is spliced from 5 exons. Gene Ontology annotation, molecular function: DNA binding; DNA-binding transcription factor activity, RNA polymerase II-specific. Gene Ontology annotation, biological process: cell differentiation in spinal cord; regulation of transcription by RNA polymerase II.
UGUGGAGAACUUUGUUGAACUUCAUUGUUGUGAGCCGUCACCUCUCAAAAGACUUAGCGAGGCUGACCACUAUAAAACUCACCGGACAGGAGGAAGUGCCCGGAGAAAAGUAGAAAAGUGUUGGAGAUAUGAUGUUCCCCAGUGUUAUAGCGCCUUCUGCCAUGUACCCCGGGCUUCUGAGGCCGACCCCGACACUGACUCUCCCCCAGUCUCUCCAGUCGGCCUUCUCCUCGCACGCCAUGGGGGCCAGCUUCUUGGUGGAGGACCUGCUGAAGAUCAGUCGGCCUGUCAGCUACCUGCCCCGCUCCGUGGCUCCGUCAGCCUCCGAAGCCGCCACUGUCCCAAGCCCGGCCACGACAGAACGGCACCGCACCGCCAGCCCCGUCACCAGCGGGAUAUGCGCCUCUCACACCUCCAUCUCGCCAGCCAACGAGUCCAAUUACCUCAAGUUUGGGGUGCACGCCAUCCUCUCGUCAACCCCAAGAACUGAAUCCUCGCACCCUUUGAUCCAGGGGAUCUCGCCGAAGGCUUUCUUUCCUUACUUCGAAGGUUCUUUCCAGCCUUUCAUCCGCUCCACGUACUUCCCAGCUUCCUCCUCUGUGGUCCCCAUACCUGGCACCUUUUCGUGGCCUCUCGCCGCCCGGGGCAAACCCAGGAGAGGGAUGCUCCGCCGAGCCGUCUUCUCCGAUGUCCAGCGGAAAGCGCUGGAGAAGAUGUUCCAAAAACAGAAAUACAUCAGCAAGCCAGACCGACGUAAACUGGCAGCCAAGUUGGGACUGAAAGACUCUCAGGUGAAGAUUUGGUUCCAGAACAGAAGGAUGAAGUGGAGAAACUCGAAGGAGAGAGAACUGUUGUCCGCCGGCGGUUGCCGCGAACAGACUUUGCCUACAAAGUUGAACCCUAAUCCCGACCUCAGCGACGUUGGGAAGUCCUCCCCCUGUAGCCUGCAUUCGGGAGACGAGGAGGAGCUGGGGUGCAGGGACAGUCCCAAGUCACCCCUAUGCCAAUCCCCGGACUACAAGCGCAUUGACACACACCUCCGCCUAAUCUCACACCAACUCGCCGCCGACCAACACACGUACUUCUCCGAAGAGGAAGACGGAGAGGAAGAAAUAACCGUUUCAUAAACUUAACUGAACGACAUUUCGAAUGACAAAUAAAUAAAUGAUCUAAUUAACCUCGGAUUAUUUCGCCAAUGGACAUGGACAUUCCUUGCAAGGGACUUAAAUCUACAGUUGAAGCUGUUCACUAAUCAGUGGACAGUCUCAGCGAUAUGUACACAGUUUUUCUUUUGUACAAAAAUGUGUGUUGAAUGAAUAUUUUAUACCAAGAGUAUUAUGAAUGACUAUACGUAUAGUUUGAUUAGAUUCUAAUUAAAAAAAUUGCCAACUGUUUAAUGACUUAACUGGAAAUUGUAGACUCAUAACUUAUAAAGAAUUGUUCUUUUUUAAAAAAAAGAUUUUGUAUGCAGUGUAUAGAUGCAUAAUGUUUAUAUCUUAAAUGUUUUGUAUAAUACCAAAUAAAAGUAGGCAUUAUGAGACGUGGUCGCAACAAUGAAAA